ACCUGCGCAUGCGUUCCACUUGCAGCGGGGGCUCGCGCGGCCUUUGGCCAGUUUGUGUACCGCUCUGAGUCGGUACUGUUGACCCGCGCCUGGUCUGCAGCGUUUCCCUGGUGGUGCUCCCUCCUGCUCGGCCUCGCGAUGCCGGUGGACAUCGGCCAGUGGUCCGGGCCCUUGAGCCUGCAGGAAGUGGAAGAGCGGCCGCAGCACCCGCUGCAGGUCAAGUACAGCGGGGUGGAAGUUGACGAGCUGGGCAAAGUGCUGACGCCCACCCAGGUUAAGAACCGGCCCACCAGUAUUGCAUGGGAUGGCCUUAAUGCAAGUAAACUCUAUACCUUGGUCUUGACAGACCCGGAUGCUCCGAGCCGGAAGGACCCCAAAUAUAGGGAAUGGCACCACUUCCUGGUGGUCAACAUGAAGGGCAACGACAUCGGCAGUGGUACAGUUCUCUCCGACUAUGUGGGCUCUGGGCCUCCUAAGGGCACAGGCCUCCACCGCUACGUCUGGCUGGUUUACGAGCAGGACGGGCCGCUGAAGUGUGACGAGCCCGUUCUCAGCAACCGGUCUGGAGACCACCGUGGCAAAUUCAAGGUGGCAUCUUUCCGCAAAAAGUACCACCUCGGGUCCCCAGUGGCCGGCACGUGCUACCAGGCGGAGUGGGACGACUAUGUGCCCAAGCUCUACGAGCAGCUGUCGGGGAAGUAGGGGAACGCCAGGAGACAGGUGUCACCCCGGGGGGCCCAAGCAGUGUUCUCAAGUUCAGCGAUGCAUGUAGAUUUCUCCUCUUCCCGGUUCCCAUUCUCACAGGCGAGACCUGAGCAGAUAGUGGUGUAGGGUGACGUUUCCUUCUGCCUUUCCUUUGUCAUGGUACCAGGUCACACAACCUGGUUUAUGUUUUGAUCAAAUUGGACUCCAGUUUGGGGGCUAUUUUGGUACUAGGAGGUGGUCAUCAGAUUGUUCACGUAAGAGCAAGCCGGAAUUUAAAGGGGAAAAAGUUUUGGUAAGAAGAACAGGUCUACAGUAAUAGGGCAGAGCACCACACAAUCUUUAAGGGAGGUUAAAAAAACAAACAAAUGAUUCCUUGUGCCCUUGCGAGCUCAAAUCCCGAAUUGUGCGUGGUGGCAUAUCCUGAGAUGUUUCCACGGCCCUGUCUCUCUCCAGGCAGCCAGGGGCUGGCGUGUCCACUAACCCCCAGUGUAUGCACACCUCAGGUUGGUUGGUAGGUGUCCGUGUUCUGCUCCAGCUCAUUUAAAGACCAGUACUGGAAAGGGCAACAGGGAGCGUCGCUUCCCUGUUGUGGCACAGCCGUCUGGAUGAGCGGCGGGGCUGCGGGAGGGGUUAUCACAAAUCCCCAAGUCUGUGUCUUAAACUGACCACUCUCCGUUUGUUGGUGUAACAAAAGCCGGUCUGGAGUUGCUGAAUGUUGUGUUAAUUCUUCUGUUUGCUUAUAGUUGAAUAAAAAUAAAACCCUGUGUGGACAAA
Messenger RNA from Phyllostomus hastatus (greater spear-nosed bat), 1479 nucleotides. RefSeq names its product phosphatidylethanolamine binding protein 1 (gene PEBP1). Gene Ontology annotation, biological process: negative regulation of MAPK cascade. Lineage: Eukaryota; Metazoa; Chordata; Mammalia; Chiroptera; Phyllostomidae. The coding region runs from base 139 to 702 and encodes 187 amino acids. The record is from RefSeq and is a predicted model, not a curated record. The transcript has 4 exons.